Messenger RNA from Pectinophora gossypiella (pink bollworm), 4594 nucleotides. RefSeq lists its product as uncharacterized. Gene Ontology annotation, cellular component: plasma membrane. Bases 479 to 3817 code for a protein of 1112 amino acids. The transcript has 13 exons. The record is from RefSeq and is a predicted model, not a curated record. NCBI's taxonomy places the organism in Eukaryota, Metazoa, Arthropoda, Insecta, Lepidoptera, Gelechiidae. Gene Ontology annotation, molecular function: protein binding.
AACAACGCGGCUACGGCGUAGCAGCCGACUACUCGACCCAAUCGGACAAUAGGACCGGCGACGAUUCAUGGCGUUUUGUUAUUUUUUGUUAGAAUGUGAAUAAAAGCGACUCUUUGUGAGUGAAACCGUAGACAGUAUGCAGAGAACCGUUCAUUGUUGCCGAAAGAGACAGUUGUUAAUCGUUUUUGAACAUUAAUUUGGAGCAUGAUGUUACAGAUUGGGACGGUUUAGUGUUGCGGUAGACUGAAUGGGAUGUAAAGGAUCCGCAACUGGAUGUAGUGUAUAAUAAAUAAGCGUUCCAACGGGUGUUAUUUGUAAUCCAUGUGACGUUACAGUGUUAGUGGAACGUAAUUAAUACAAGACAAUUGAAUAGCGAGUGUUGAGAUGGAAUUUCUGUUUCCCCGCGCACUGUAACUCUGCUAAGGUAAAACGUGAGGCCACAACAUGUUGUGACGUCACACCCGGGCGAACUGCGAAAAUGUGCUUCUUAAACCAGGAUGUCUCGAACAGGACUUUGUUAUUCAUUAUAGUGCUUCUGUCUUUAAAACUUUGUAGUCCCCAAGACUUGAGUGAGGAUUUCAGCAACGAUGAAAGUGAAGAAAAAGUUAAUGUGGUAGCGGUGAAGAAAAUUGCAAGGAAUGUCGGUGGACCGUGCAGGUUGAGCGAGUUGUUGUGUGAUACUGGACAGUGUAUAUCGUUGGACAGAUAUUGCAAUGGUGAAGACGAUUGCGGGGACAAGAGCGACGAGCCUAAAGCUUGCACACCCUGCAACAGAACGUACUAUGGAGACGUGGGUCGCACGUAUGAGCUGGAGGUGCGAAGACCAAGAGAAGACCAUCUGCCUUUCGUGUGCCAUCUCAACUUCACUGCCAAUGGGGGUAACUACGGGGAUAUAAUACAGCUAACAUUCGACACAUUCACAGUGGGGAAGUUCGUGUCAUUCACCGCGGAUGGGUGUCCUGACGGUCACAUGACCAUAGUGGAGAGGAGUCCAUCGCCCCCCACUGGCCAAUGGUGUGGCUCCGCAUGGGGGUACACCGUAUACUUCAGCGAGUCUGAUUCUAUUAACAUGACAUUGAGAUUAGACAGGCUUAGUCAACAGGGUGUGGGGUACAAUUUCGAUUUCAAGUUGGCGUACAAGUUUCUGAGGAGGAGUGAGGCACGUCUGCGGUACGGGAAUUCUACUCUCGGUGCGUGGCGCGGGGAGAGGGUACCUGGCACUUAUUGCGACCGCAUCCUGAGUGAUUGUGACCUUCGAGCCUGUCGCAUCCAGUCACCCAACUUCCCCGGGGUAUAUCCUCGGAACGCUACUUGUACAUACCGCAUUGAACAUACUAAGAUACCAGCUGACAAACACGUGUUGCUAGCAGUAAGACAGACGAACAGUCAUAAAAUACAUAUCAAAGACCAAAUAGUGAAGUAUGAUAGAAGUCAACGAGUCUUGAAAAUUUGGGACCAGUGCAAUGUGGUACAAGACUACUUGACCGUAUGGGAUGGUGCAACUCGUGACUCUCCAGUGUUGGUGCGUUUGUGUGGAGGUGACGCUGUCCCAGACAUCGUCAGUCGAGGACCUAACAUGUUACUGGAAUUCCAUACAUCACCGUUUGACAAUCCGUUCCACCCGGUACCAUUGAGCUAUUUGCCUGGAUUCGAGCUUGAAGUUCAGGUGUUGUACGUGGACAAAGAGUCUCAUUCGUACGUGCGCUCCGACGGCCGCUGCCGCUUUGUGCUUCGCUCGUCUGACAAAACGAGCGGCGUUCUGCGAAAUCCGAGACAUUCUCUGCCACCGAAUAGUUCGUGCGUCUACUAUUUUCAGGGUCGUGCCAAUGAAAUAGUAUGGGUAUCAUUCGUGAAGUACCACUCAGCGGGGACCGAGCCCGCAGGGUUUGACCAGCAAAAGGACUGCUCGUCCCAACUGACCAUAUGGGACGGGGCGGCCCCUGACGCUGACCUCGACAGAAAGUUGGAUAUGAGUGACAAGAAGUCUCUUCUCGGUUCAUUCUGUCGAGAGGAAUCACCCCGAUUAUGUGAUCAUGCGUUGUUGUCUAACGCCACUCGUGCUACGCGACCCUGCGCACCCUCGGAGAGUUACAUCACUACAGGCCCUGCACUGACUAUUCUACAGGAACUUCGUCAAGGCUCGGCGCUAUACCCCAUCUCGUUCUUACUUCGCUAUGAAUUCGUGGACGUGAGCGAGCAAGGACAACCAUUGGCUGGGUCUCAAUCAGCUUGCGACAGAGUUUUCAAGUCUGCUCAAACUUACUCGGGAAGGUUCCAAGCCCCCAGGGCGAUAUUCUACUACGGGCGCGGCGGAGCACAAAAUCUCACCUGCAUUUUGAGAUUUGAAGCAAAACAAGGUGAAAGGGUUCAAAUAACGUUUACGAGUACAUAUUUUGGAAAUAAACACUGUAAUACACACAAAGACCCGCGGACUGGUCGUUGGAAAUGCGAUAGGCCUGCGAAAAGGACCAUCGGUGGCGAAGGUUUCGCCCAAAUCAUUAUUACGGAGUAUCCUUGGGACGGAGUGCCUAUAGAAAGAGAUUGUUUAUGUACUAAUAGAUCAGAUCCUUUAACUAUCCACACUUUGACAGCACCAGUUGUAGAAAUCAACUUUACUAUAACGAUGAUGAAUAUUACUGAGGAUUACGAUGACUUUGCCUUUGAAGGAGAAUAUAAAUUUGUUCCAACGGGGCCUGGCGACGAGACUGUCUGUUCCUCAGGGUGGGGUGAGAGGCGUCUCAGGGGCAGUAGCGGGGAGAUCCGCCUUUAUGAUAAGAGACACACGCCGAUCGCCCCCGAGAUUGUCGGAGAUAGGAAUGUUAUAUCGGAAAGCGUUAGAGCGGAAGUUGCUUGUGUCCAUAGACCAUGGCUUAUUGAACCUGGAGGGGACGACAUGACCCCUGUACAAGGUCGAUAUUUGUACGUCAAAAUACCUGGCCAUGAAAUAACAUCGGGUUUACCUGUCUGUUCUACACCUAACCGAUUAUUUAUAUACGAAGCCCGUGACACAUCCAAACUCCGAGAAAUAUGCCCAGACGAUAAGAACUUCAUAGAACUCUAUUCACCUGGAUGGAAAUCAGCGCAAACUCCUUUAGAAUCCUCUCUUAAACCACAUGCAAGGAGCUAUGUCAUUGACUUUUUGCAACAUGAACAAGCUGAUUACUCGAUAAAAUGGAUAGAGCUCAUGAAGAAACCUAUCUUCGAUCACGAUCCAGAAUCCAGCAUACUGACAGCUUCUUUCUCAUUGGAUUGUCGUUACAGCUGUCCGGAGUUAAACGCCUGCAUCCCGAACGCAUUAUGGUGUGAUGGAAGUCCUCACUGCCCGUCAGGAUACGACGAAGACGACUCUAACUGUUCCUUCAGAAUAUCUCUACCACCACCUUACGUUGCCGCCGCUGCCGGUGCUGGUCUUCUCCUAUGCGCUGUGUCUGUUGCCCUUUGCGCGUGUAGAAGAAGGCGAAGAAAGGACAAAGAGUUCAAAGCAAGAUUGGACGGUGCGUUACCUCCUGAGGAACGACCAUAUGACCGUGCCAAAACGAAUGGUGUUGUCGCCGCGCCGGAAGCAGCUCGGCAAUACGCUACGGUGCAGAAGUAUGCCACUAUAGAUAAGUACAGCUUAAGUCAGAAGUACAGCGCCGGGCUGAAUGACGCCCGGUACUAUGACGAAGUGGCACAAAGGGAUAAGCUCGCGGAUACAAGGUACGCUAGUUUAGGUCGAGGCGGUCGGGGUUUACGAGUUGAAAAUAAUAGAGGCAACGGCUCUAGAAGAGCCAUGCCUGAUCUAGGAUAUCCGGACCUCAAAGACGGCUUUUGUUGACCCUCUCCGGAUCUUUUAGAAACGACGGUCUAGCAAUUUGGGACUUUCGGAGCUCCUCCGGAACCAUUUGAAAUCAUUUAAUGAUUUGUGUUUAUUGUGGACUACUAGAAUGAAGACUGAAUUUGGCGAAAGUGCCUCCCUAAUAUUUUUGGUCAAAUCCGUAGAGUUACUUGGAAAUAAAACGUGCUGCAUAAACGAUUGUACGUAUAUGUUACCCUAUCAUUAAAGUAAUGGCUUUAAUGUUUGUUUGAGGCCUAGUUUCAUUCCUCAUAUUGUAGUGAAUUUGUAAAUAAGAUAAACUAAUAUAGCUGUCUACUCGAACCCCAACUAAAGCAAUCGGUUCCGGUUCAUCAGUUUCAAUAUACUUUAAUUCAUCAAAUAACAUAUCUAAUUGUAUAUAAAACGCUUGACAAUACAACUUUAAGAUACAAGAUCGGUUUAAAGUGUGUUAAAGGAAUGAGUUGUUAGUGUACAUAACAUUUACAUCAUUUUGGACAUAAACUCUGUAUAAAAUCAAAUGCUGUUCAUUAUUAAUAAAUAUAAAUAAUUUUAAAAUCAUAAGACAUCUGCAUUUUGUGGAUAAUCACAGCUGUAAUGAAAUAGAUAUAAAAUGAAAUGUGAUAUAGGUUGUAAAAAAGUAGCUAAGCGUUCAUAAACUGUAUAACUUGUAUUAGGUAAAAUUUCUUUUGUGUAUAAAAUAACAGUAAAUGUAACUAACACUAACGAUUGGUUGUACAUAAAUUAUAGAAUAAGAUUUUUAAAGUCUGUAUAAUUAUU